Messenger RNA from Saccostrea echinata, 783 nucleotides. Its product is annotated as large ribosomal subunit protein uL10-like. Gene Ontology annotation, molecular function: structural constituent of ribosome; large ribosomal subunit rRNA binding. Gene Ontology annotation, cellular component: cytosolic large ribosomal subunit. The transcript is spliced from 3 exons. The coding region runs from base 58 to 753 and encodes 231 amino acids. The record is from RefSeq and is a predicted model, not a curated record. Lineage: Eukaryota; Metazoa; Mollusca; Bivalvia; Ostreida; Ostreidae. Gene Ontology annotation, biological process: ribosomal large subunit assembly; cytoplasmic translation.
AAUGUGGAGUCACUGACAAGUUUAUUAGAUAAUCUGGCUGCACUACAGAUUGAAAAUAUGGUGCAAAAGGAAAGACUGAAUAAAGCAAAGGAGGAAAUAUGUCUAAAUUUUGAAGACAAAGUAAAGAGAGUCAAAGCCCUGAUAGACGAAAGGCAUGCCCAGUGGCUGAAAGGUUUUGAUGUCGCUCAUAAACAACAAACUGACACUAUCGAUACUGUAUCAGAUGAGUUGAAGCGGUUUAGUACUACAGUUAGAGAGGCGAAAACAUUACUUUCCUCGGUUUUCGAGAAUGGCUCAGAAAUACAACUCUUCAUUACACAACAAAAAAUCUCGUCUCAAAUCUCGGCCCAUUUUGAUAGACUAGAAUCGUUGCGUACAUGGGAUUUUGCUGAGACGUAUUCUGAGACGUACACUGACAUUCAACAGAUCUGUAGUACAGGCCAGAUCGAGGAUGUGAAAAUAUCCCUUAAGUCCAGCAAUGCUCUUCCUGUAAUUUCAAAGGAAGUAAGAACCAUCACUGCGCUCUCCCACGUCAACGGGUACCCCACGGCUGCCUCUGUUUUCCUCUCUAUUGCCAACGGUUUUAAGAGGCUCCUGGCCAUUGCUGUGGAAACGGACUACACUUUUCCAGAGGCUGAAAAGACCAAGAAAUACUUGAAAGAUCUCAGCUGCCGCUCCUUUGGAGAAGAAAAGGAAAAACUAGAGCCAGAGUUGGAAUCUGAAGAUAGCAUGAGCUUUGGGUUGUUUGACUAAUAGGUUGAAAAUAAAAUCUUACAUUCAGAU